Messenger RNA from Cokeromyces recurvatus, 609 nucleotides. Its product is annotated as tropomyosin. The coding region runs from base 92 to 577 and encodes 161 amino acids. The transcript has 3 exons. Lineage: Eukaryota; Fungi; Mucoromycota; Mucoromycetes; Mucorales; Mucoraceae. The record is from RefSeq and is a predicted model, not a curated record.
UUUUUUUUUUUUUUUUUUUUUGUAGAAUAAUAAAAUUCAUUUGGUUUUUCAUUCUAUUUUUUCUUUUGUAUAAUUAGAUAACGCACAUACAAUGGAUAAAGUUCGUGAUAAAAUUGCUAGCAUUCGUGCUUUAGCUGAUGCUGCUAAUAACAGGGCAGACGAAUAUGAAACAAAAUACAAAGCACUAGAACAGAUCCUAUUAAAGCAAGAACAUGAAAUUAUUUCACUUCAAAAUCAAAACAAGUAUCUCGAGGAAGAUUUAGAACAAGCACAAGAAAAGGUUAAACAAUUAAAAGCAAUUGAAGAGGAUGAAGAUGAUUUGAAAAAGGAAAAUGAUGCUGCUCAACGAAAAAUUAGUUUACUCGAACAAGAAUUAGAAAACUCUGAAAAAAUUAUUCGAGAAACAACGAAAAAUUUCAGAGAAGCAGACCUAAAAGCCGAGCACUUUGAACGUAAAGUUCAACAAUUAGAAACUAUUAACUUUGAGCAAGAAAGGAAAAACGAAGAACUAAGGGCAAAAAUGCUUCAAUUACAAACUCAAUUGGAUGAGUUUAACGCUUCUUUAGAUGACAUUUAAAGAUGAAUAAAUUAAAUUGUAUUUAAUUAGCC